Pipistrellus kuhlii (Kuhl's pipistrelle) is the source of this 1713-nucleotide messenger RNA. It is a transcript of the gene TSLIG3B, whose product is annotated as family with sequence similarity 98 member B. Bases 73 to 1323 code for a protein of 416 amino acids. Gene Ontology annotation, cellular component: tRNA-splicing ligase complex. NCBI's taxonomy places the organism in Eukaryota, Metazoa, Chordata, Mammalia, Chiroptera, Vespertilionidae. The transcript is spliced from 8 exons. The record is from RefSeq and is a predicted model, not a curated record.
GGAACCUUGGCGCGGUGACGCCGGUUUCCGGCGGGCUCCUUAGAGCGGCGGACAGCUGUUUCCCGGAGGAUCAUGAGAGGGCCCGAGCCGGGUCCCGAACCCACGAUGGAAGGGGACGUUCUGGACACACUAGAGGCGCUGGGGUAUAAGGGACCACUGUUAGAAGAGCAAGCCCUUACCAAGGCAGCUGAGGGUGGACUAUCUUCACCUGAGUUUUCAGACCUCUGUGUUUGGUUAGGCUCUCAAAUAAAAUCAUUAUGCAACUUGGAAGAAAGUAUCACUUCAGCUGGGAGAGAUGAUCUAGAAAGCUUCCAGCUUGAGAUAAGUGGUUUUUUAAAAGAAAUGGCAUGUCCAUAUUCUGUACUCAUAUCAGGAGAUAUUAAAGAGCGUCUAAAAAAGAAGGAUGACUGCUUGAAACUUCUAUUAUUUUUAAGUACAGAACUUCAAGCUUUACAGAUAUUACAAAACAAGAAACGUAAAAAUUCUCAAUUAGAUAAAAACAGUGAAAUUUAUCAGGAAGUUCAAGCUAUCUGUGAUACCCUUGGUGUUCCCAACUCAGCGACUUCUGACAUUCCACUUAUGUUAAACCAAGUGGAGUCAAAGGUGAAAGAUAUUCUCUCAAAAGUCCAGAAAAAUCAUGUGGGAAAACCACUGUUGAAAAUGGAUUUAAAUAUGGAACAAACAGAACAACUGGAAAGAAUCAACGAUGCUCUUUCCUGUGAAUAUGAGUGCCGUCGGCGGAUGUUGAUGAAGCGAUUGGAUGUAACAGUGCAGUCCUUUGGAUGGUCUGAUAGAGCAAAGGUGAAAACAGAUGACAUAGCCAGAAUUUAUCAGCCUAAGCGUUAUGCUUUGUCACCCAAGACAACGAUUACAUUGGCACAUUUACUUGCUGCUCGUGAAGAUCUUUCCAAGAUCAUUAGGACAAGUAGUGGCUCUAGUCGGGAGAAGACGGCAUGCGCCAUUAAUAAGGUGCUGAUGGGAAGGGUGCCUGACAGGGGAGGACGGCCAAAUGAAAUCGAACCACCACCCCCUGAAAUGCCACCUUGGCAAAAGAGACAAGAAGGCGGCGGAAGGGGUGGUUGGGGUGGAGGUGGGGGUAGAGGAGGUGGUGGGGGUGGAAGAGGUGGCUGGGGAGGUGGUGGGGGAGGGGGUGGAGGGUGGGGAGGAGGUGGGGGAGGGGGUGGUAGAGGAGGCAGGGGAGAUUAUGGGGGGAGGGGAGACUAUGGGGGGAGAGGGGGCUAUGGUGGAAGAGGAGGCUAUGGUGGAAGAGGUUAUGGAGAUCCAUAUGGAGGAGGAGGUGGUGGUGGAUAUAGAAGAUACUGAAAGGUACAAAAAUUAGAUAGCAGUGCUUACUUUUUGAUAGCUACAUUAGGCAUAGUGUUGUAAAGAACAUAUUUGAAUGUCAUCUAUGAAGUAAACACUGUUAGAUUCCUUGAUAUCAUUCUUGAAUUGGGUUAAUAUGUAAGAACAUUGUUUAAUACUGUAUGAUUUCUUGGACAGAGUGAUGAUUUUUUUUCAUAUUUGUCUACCCUUGAGCAUGUUAUGUCUUUUUAAAAAACAAAAAAAGUGAGUAAAGGCUAUUUUUAAAAUUGUAAAUAUUAACAUCAGACUUGGAAAAAUGGAAAGUAUUUUAUUGUCAUGAUUGAAUUUAGAUUGUUACCUGUAUUUUAUUCAGGUUUGACACACAUAAAACAGACCCCACUUGUUAUUAGA